CGCUCUCGUGCUCUACUACAUUGCCAUUUCUUUUCCUCCUACCCUAUUUUUCUUCUCUCCCUUGAUCAUUCUCAUUUGCUUGUUUUCUUUUCCGUAAAAUGCCUCUCUUUCUUUAUUUGUGUCUUCCAUGCCUCUCUUUUUUUAUUUCCAUAGAUUUCUAUUUCUAUAGAUUCUAGCCAUUCUCUCAGCAUCCUUUCAUGCAGCCUUCACUCAUUCACGCCACAAAAUCUUCUGUCACUUUUUCUCUCACGGAGGAAAAUUUUCUUUUUUUAUUUUCUUGUGUUUAUUCCUUUACUCAGCCGAAGAUUCCGACUGCAGCUUUUAUUUUAUUCCGGAACGCCACCAUCCAAAUAUUAGAACGGAUUUUUUUAUUCUAAACUGGAAUCAUGUUCUAUUUCCAGCUGGUGAUCAUGGCAGGAACGGUUCUCCUGGCUUACUACUUUGAGUAUACGGACACAUUCCCGGUGCACGUUCAAGGAUUCUUCUGCUUCGAUAAAGCCUUCUCCAAGCCGUAUCCAGGACCUGAAGAUGACAGCAAAGCUCCUCCGGUGCUGGUGUAUUCGCUGGUCACCGCCAUCCCCACCGUCACCAUUCUCCUGGGGGAGCUCGCAUCCUUCUUCACUAAACCUGAGGCCACGCAGGAGAAGACAAUUGUUACGGCUGACUGCUGCUAUUUCAACCCGCUGCUGAGACGCAUUGUCCGCUUCCUUGGUGUGUAUUCCUUUGGCCUCUUUACCACCACCAUCUUUGCCAAUGCAGGGCAGGUAGUGACAGGAAACCAGACACCUCAUUUCUUGUCUACCUGCCGUCCAAACUACACAGCACUGGGCUGCCACUCAGCGCUGCAGUACAUCACCGAGCGGCGAGCGUGCACCGGAAACCCUUACCUCAUCACCUCCGCACGCAAAUCUUUCCCCUCCAAGGACGCAGCGCUGAGUAUGUACUCAGCUGUCUAUACAGUGAUGUAUAUAACUCUGGUAUGGAGGACUAAAGGCACAAGGCUGACCAAACCCACUCUCUGUCUGACUCUCCUCUCAUUGGCUGUUCUGGUGGGCAUUGUGCGUGUAGCUGAGUACCGCAACCACUGGUCUGAUGUUCUAGCUGGAAAUCUCACCGGAGGAGCCAUCGCCGCUUUUCUGGUCACAUGUGUGAUCAAUAACUUCCAGCAGACUCAGUCUCAGCUGCCACCGUUACCGCCCCCUGUGUACCUUCCACGGCCGGAGCCCUCGCUCAACGUGCCCAUGGUGGCCAUGCCCUGCGUAGAGAGUCCACUCGAAAAGUUAAGUGGCCCUCAGAGGAGUUUGGCAUCACAUGACCAUCAGCCAUACCUGGCCCCCGCCCCUCCCGAUGUCCUCAUCCACUCACGUCGCUCCAUCUCCAGCGCAGUCUAGACAUGCCUUCAGAAUAUUCUACCUGCGCUCGCCCUAGACCCUCUCUCACAAGAGCAUACUCCACUCAGGUCUAGGGCCUCCCCGCGCUCACCUCUACUGCCCCCUGCUGGCUGACAGAGACAAUGACAGCAAUAGCCACUCAUUUGAAUCGGGAUUAUUUUGAAAUGACAGCCCCAUGUUCGUCGGAAUCCUCAUAGUAUCUGUCUUUUAUCUUUUGGGUGGGUGUUUUGUAUUAUUUUUACUAAAGGAAAGUGUUUCACCUGAUAAUAAUCUUCCAUCUCUGUAUAUUUGCCGUGUAUUUGCAUUAUUAAUGCCAGAUAUUCUGUGUACAUUCUAAAAAGAUUUUUUCAUCUAACAGCCAUACAGAAACUGAAUAUCAACUGUGAAAUUUAAGAUUUGAAUUAACAUCUACUGACAUUUAGGAGUUAAAAGAAGAAAAUCGAUUCUAUUUUUGGAAAUAUAGAUUGGUAGGAUGUAGCAAACUACUAGUAAGCAUAUUUGAAAGAUAAUAAAUAGAUUGUUAGCACUAUUUUUAUGGCUAAGUAUUUAAGAUAAGUAUCCAUGGAGCAAAUUAUUGCAUUAUUCAGAAAUAGGGUUAUAGAGAAUCAAUAGCUGUACAGAGACAGUUUUUAAAAUAUUUAAUAAGUUUUCAGGAUGUGAAGGAGAUGAAUAUGUACAGGAUGUAGCAAAUGUUUUAUAUCUUACAUUGUAUAAAAUGGGAAUGUUUUCCCUUGGAAUUUUCCUGCUAGAAUUAUUGACAGUUUAAGUCAGUUUAGUGAUAUAAUCCAGAACCAAAAAUCCAGACACUAAGAAAUCACCUCAGGUUUCAUCCUAAGGUUGAUGGGAUACAUCUACCAACUGUCCGUGUCUCACAAAAGAUUAUACCAUUUUUUUUUGUAAAUAACUCUUUUUCUUCUCUUCUUCUUUUUUUUUUUUUUUUUUUUUUUUGCAUUUUACAUAGAAAUUACUGUUUUCAUUAAAACACUUCAUUCUGUAGAAUUUACUGUAGAACGUGUACAAGAGACUUGGGUGAAAUAAUCAUUUGUGAACUUUUUUUUUUUAAGAUUGUGAAACUGAAAAUAUCCUGUAAAGCUUGUUGUCAGACAUUUUGUCUAUUGAUGUUAUUGGCUAUUUUGUAAGCCAACAUUUUUCUACAUAGUUCAUCCACUGAAGGAAGUGAGAUAAAGCCUCUGUAUGUAACAUGGUGCUUGAAUGUGACUGUUCAGGUAUAGCCCUCCUAUCAACAUUUAAUUAAAAGGAAAUGGUCUGAAUUUUGUUUUAUAAUUAUUGCAGAUCGCCCUCUGGUGGUGCUUGAUGAAACUUGAUACUAUCUAAAUACACAGGCUUCACAGAAGUUCCUAAGGGCUCUGGACCUGAAAUGUGAUUGUGCAUAAAGAUUUUAUAAAUGUGAAACUUUAUUAAGUUAUAUAUAACUUUAUUAUUACUGUAUACAAUACCCAUUAAAAAGCAUGUCAUCUUAACAUGUUUUUUUGU
Molecule: messenger RNA, 2885 nt
Organism: Carassius auratus (goldfish)
Lineage: Eukaryota; Metazoa; Chordata; Actinopteri; Cypriniformes; Cyprinidae
Product: phospholipid phosphatase-related protein type 5-like
Exons: 7
Coding region: 387-1391 (334 amino acids)
Biological process (GO): phospholipid dephosphorylation; signal transduction; phospholipid metabolic process
Cellular component (GO): plasma membrane
Molecular function (GO): phosphatidate phosphatase activity
Source: RefSeq, a predicted model, not a curated record